Molecule: messenger RNA, 1804 nt
Organism: Brachypodium distachyon (stiff brome)
Lineage: Eukaryota; Viridiplantae; Streptophyta; Magnoliopsida; Poales; Poaceae
Product: putative lipase ROG1
Exons: 10
Coding region: 169-1239 (356 amino acids)
Source: RefSeq, a predicted model, not a curated record
CUCCACGGCUUCUCGUCCUGUCUCGUUCCUUCGCUGGGGCCCGCUUCCACCAUCGGCCAGCCGACAUCCUCCCCCGCACCCAAGCAUCGGCCGCCGCGUGCCGGCCGACCACGGGAGCUCUUAAGUACACGCCAGCGCCCGUACACGCGCCCGCGCACGCACGCAAGGAUGGGCCGGGGCGGCGAGGAGGCGGAGGAGGAGGAGGACGUGGGGACGCCGACGAGGGCGGAGGAGUCCGCGUCCGGCGGCGUCGACGUCUGGAGCGACGCCGUGUCCUCCCACGCGCCGGAACACCUCGUCAUCAUGGUCCACGGCAUCCUCGGCAGUACUACUGACUGGCAAUAUGCUGCUAACGAAUUUGUAAAGCAACUUCCUGACGAUGUAAUUGUGCACUGUAGUGAGAAAAACAUGAACACCUUGACUCUUGAUGGUGUUGAUGUUAUGGGGGAACGAUUAGCGGAUGAGGUUCUUGACGUAAUCAGUAGAAGACCAGAACUCACCAAAAUUUCCUUUCUUGCACACUCCGUUGGGGGUUUAGUAGCAAGAUAUGCAAUCGCAAAACUUUAUAGAGAUCCAAAUAGCACGUUUGAUACCAAAGCCGAAGGAAACAUAUGUGGGUUGGAAGCAAUUAACUUUAUAACUGUAGCAACGCCGCACCUCGGUUCUCGAGGAAACAAGCAGGUUCCGCUCCUCUUUGGGUUCAUUACAAUGGAGAGAUUUGCUUCUCGUGUCAUCCAUUGGAUAUUUAGAAGAACUGGUAGACAUCUUUUUCUUACUGACAAUGACGAGGGAGAGCCGCCACUGUUGCAGCGUAUGGUAGAAGAUUACAGCGAUCUUCACUUUAUAUCUGCUUUGCGAGCAUUUAAACGACGAGUGGUAUAUGCCAAUGCUGAUUGUGACCACAUUGUUGGCUGGAGAACAUCCUCUAUUAGAAGAAACACUGAGCUGCCUAAGUGGGAGGAAUCCUUGUGUGAGAAGUACCCCCACAUUGUACACGAGGAAUACUCAGAAGAGAUCGAAGACGAGAGGUGUCAAGAUUCUUCAUCAGACUACGAUUUGGACAUAUUGGAAGAAAAAAUGGUGACAGGGCUUAGGCGCGUUUCAUGGGAGAAGGUAGACGUUAGCUUCCACACAAGCAUGCGGAGUUUCGCAGCACACAGCAUUAUCCAGGUCAAGUAUGCGUUCAUGAACGAAGGAGCAGAUGUCAUACAACACAUAAUAGACCACUUCCAGGUCUGACAAGUGACAAUCUUCCACCGUGUAGUUUUCUUGAAGAGGACACGUCUCCUUGGCAAACGCUGAUCUGAUCCGGCAUGCGCCUUGAUGGCAACCUGAACUUACAGAAUGCAGCGACUAGUACGCCUUGCUUACACUAAUUAGUUUCAGAUUUCAUCUUGUAUCAUUAGUCGUAACUGUAUAUAAGAGUGCCACGAAUUGUUCCGUGCUAUCGAAAGACAACAUAAGUUAGGUUCAGCAGUUCUACGCGAUUUAGGACCAGUUUGUGGUUUAGGAACUGUGAUGUGUUUAAAUGAUAUACUACUGGUAGUAUUUAACAGUAGCGUGGUGCGAAAAUGUAGCAACGGAAAAGGACUGGGUUGUGGAAAACCUGGUCAGGCAAAGAGUCUAAAAGUACUAGCACAAAGGCCUGUGUGUUGCUAUGGACUCAAAAGGAACGCGGUAGAUGUUCAAGGAGGAUUUGUUUUUCUCAGAUCAAAUAAUACAUGUAGACAAAUAAUAGUAGUACUUUCCGUCCAUAUUAAGUGUGUAAUAGAAAAUCGCUUAACAUGAGAAGUAUGAUUUUAUA